Chanos chanos (milkfish) is the source of this 2396-nucleotide messenger RNA. It is a transcript of the gene hs1bp3, whose product is annotated as HCLS1 binding protein 3. Lineage: Eukaryota; Metazoa; Chordata; Actinopteri; Gonorynchiformes; Chanidae. The transcript is spliced from 7 exons. The record is from RefSeq and is a predicted model, not a curated record. The coding region runs from base 111 to 1256 and encodes 381 amino acids. Gene Ontology annotation, molecular function: phosphatidylinositol binding.
AUUCACUGCUUUCAACCCUUUAGGAGGUAACGUAGUAACUUAAAAAUAUCAAUGGCUAUGAGGAAAAAUUUGAAAGUAACCAACUAGCUAUCGGUGCACCUCCUUCAACCAUGCCAGAUGGACUUAUUACGAGUAGGCCUCUGCAAAAUGAGGCCACAGGCAUUGAUUUGCAGGUGCCACUCUACCAGGAGAUCCGUGGGAGCAUGAUGACGGGUCAUGUUGAGUACCAGAUUGUUGUAGUGACGCGACUUGCUGCCUUCAAAUCACCAAAGCAUAAACCAGGAGAUGUUGUACAGUUGGUGGUGUCAAAGAAAUACAGUGAAAUUGAUGAGUUUUACUAUAGUCUGAUGGCUCAGUAUCCCAGUAUCCACAUGCCUGCAAUGCCACGUAAGGCUCUGUUUGUGGGUGAGUCUGACCUUCGAGAGCGCAGGGCAGCCUUUGAUGAACUCGUCAAAUUCAUCUCCAGACACCCCACUCUGGCUACCUGCCCGGAGCUUCUGGAGUUCUUAGGUGCCAAAAGUACUCUGUCAGACUUCAAAAGCACAAAUACCCCAGAAAAGGGAGAGGAUGAGGAAGAUGAGGACUUGGAUUUCUUCCAAAAAGAUAAUGCGCCUGCUGUGAGACCUACACAAUCAAAAUAUGUUAAGACAGUUAAACCCCCUCCACUUCCUCCUGACGAUGAGGAAGAGGAAGAAUUCCUCGACCCGCUUGGCAAUGUAAGGUCGAAGAAGCCCAAAAAACCCAAACCUGUGCAGCCGAGUGCCAAGCCAGCACCAAAACCAACACUCUCUCUGUUUGAUGAAGAGGAUAAUGCAGAUGAUGAGUUAUUCCAGCCAGCAGCCAAAGCUGGCCUGAAGCUGUUUGAGGAUCCAGACCUGGGUGGGGUGGUGAAAGCGGGUGACUCUCUACUCCUCCCGAAUGCUUAUGAGAAGAAUCUGAAGCCUACAGACUCCGGACUGGAUGAAGAUGUGGAGGAACUCUUCAGGGUGGAGGAAGACCUAGACAAACUCCUAACUGUCAGUAAGUCAGACAAACUGAAACCAGCACCUGCUGCUAAACCUAAACCUAAACCUAAACCUACACUAAAGCCCAAGCCAGCCAUACCCCAGAAGCCAUCAUCCCUAGCCCAGAGCAGUGGAACCUCUGCUGGGGAAGCAGCUCAGCCGGGCAGUGCCAAGACCAUGGAUCAGAUGGACAUCCUCAAAUACAUCCAGCAAAAUGAGGCUGCUGCCACUGAGGACCUGGACCUCUUUUAGCUCCUCUCUUCAGGAACAAAAGUAUAAAAAAAAAAAAAAAAACUAUCCAUCAAGGCACAUUUUCUACGACAGAUUUCUCAUGAGAGUUCGUCUUGUUUGGUUAGGUGCAGGAACACAGAAUUUUAACUACAAAUAUAAAGACAGUGUUGCUACACAGUUUUACUGGAGAGAUUUUGUUGUUUGUACAAAUGCAGUGUAUGGAUUUUUCAUGAGGGCAGCAAGAGGGACCAAAUCAACUAAUUAUGUAAUAACGACUCAGUGUAAUGGAAAUCAAGUCUUCAUUCGUUUAGGAAAUAUUUUACAAAAGAAAGAUCUCAAUGUUCAUUCACAUGCAUUAGACUGAAGAGAAUGGGGUCUUUGACAGUAAACAGUGAUUUCUGUAUGCUUUCUAUCCCGUAAAGUUGUCCAAUACAGCCAAAUACUUGUACUCCAAAGCCAUGGAACAUGAGUAGUAUUCCAACCAACCAACCAAACUGUUGUGAAAAUGUCAGGUUCAUCAUCUCGUAUGUGGUCUACAAUAGCACACUUUGUUUAAUGGAUGAAAUCAUGUGGUUACUGCAGGGGUAAAGCCGUUAAUGAAAUAACUCUAAUUGACUAGUGAGUAGGGACAAAUCGCCUAACACUCAUGAAUUUUCUUGUUUGAGUCAAGGAUUAAGUUGUUGUUAUAUGCCAAACCAUGACAUUUUCAGAACUGACCAAGCAGAUUAAACAAAGUUGAGCAGACUGUUAAAUAGAAUAGAGUUGUAUACAGAGACAUAGCUUGUUUGUUUAAGCAAGGCAUUUGAAAAAUUGAUCCUAAAGUCAAACAGCUAAGAGUGGCUAAAAUGUGUGCCUUAUAUCCUUUAGUACGGAACAUGUAGAAAUGUUGUUUGUCAGUUGGAUUUUGAAGAUUUAUAGCUGCAUUACUUACACAGUUCCUUUGUUGAUCAUUUUUGCAGUAUAGAUGGGUCUGGGUGGCCUUCUCCUAACCCCAGCAGCAGGAUAAGUCUCCUUAAGAACACUCACAGUCAAACCUACAUUCAAACCUGCUCAUGUUUACUCUUCUUCACAGUGCCUUGUCUAAUUGUGAAUUGUUGUUUUUGUUGUCUAUAUAAACUUUCUACAACAAUGCACAUGGCUAGGAAUAAACUGUGUACAGCA